Molecule: messenger RNA, 3870 nt
Organism: Diospyros lotus (date-plum)
Lineage: Eukaryota; Viridiplantae; Streptophyta; Magnoliopsida; Ericales; Ebenaceae
Product: calcium-transporting ATPase 1
Exons: 7
Coding region: 426-3476 (1016 amino acids)
Biological process (GO): calcium ion transmembrane transport
Cellular component (GO): intracellular membrane-bounded organelle; membrane
Molecular function (GO): P-type calcium transporter activity; ATP binding; ATP hydrolysis activity
Source: RefSeq, a predicted model, not a curated record
ACAGCUCACAAUUUUAAUGCUGGUUUGUCAGAGAUCAAAGUAUCUGACUGAGAGCAGAGAACUCUCUCAGUCCACUCCUCUCUUCAAACCAAUCCAUCCAUUUCCCCUCUCGUUGGCUGCCACAGCGACGAUUUACAGAGAAGAAGAAUAAGAAAAAGAAGAAGUUUUGCACGGGAAGACUCUCUGUUAACUUUAACUUCAAACAGUUCUCGAUCUCUGCUUUUCUGAGAGCUAGCAGCGAAUAAAGGAAGGACAAUCAGAAAUUCGAUCUGUGAAUAUCAGGCUCUUGGAAUUCGAUUCUUUGCCCGCCAUUGCGACUUCGAUUGUAUGUAAAGAGGAAGCGAGAUCGUUGUUGCUGGCCUCUGUCGGAGGAGGUAGGACUACGAGGUUUGGGCGUUUGGUGGUGUAAAGAAAAGGAUCGGGAGAUGGAGAACUAUUUGAAAGAGAACUUUGGGGAGGUGAAACCGAAGAACUCGUCGGAGGAGGCGCUUCAGAGAUGGAGGAAGCUCUGUUGGAUUGUUAAGAACCGUAAGCGCAGGUUUCGCUUCACUGCCAAUCUCUCCAAGCGUUUCGAAGCUCGCGCUAUCCAACGCUCCAAUCAGGAGAAGUUCAGAGUAGCAGUGUUGGUUUCGCAAGCUGCCCUACAAUUUAUCCAUGGUAUAACUUACUCUGUACCAGAGGAAGUCAAAGCUGCGGGUUUCCAAAUUUGUGCUGAUGAGUUAGGAUCCAUUGUUGAGUGCCAUAAUGUUAAGAAGCUGAGAGAUCAUGGUGGAGUUGAGGGCAUUGCAGACAAGCUCUCCACCUCAACAACCAAUGGUAUUUCUACUUCUGUGGAUUCACUGAGCCGAAGAAAAGAAAUUUAUGGGAUUAAUAAAUUUACUGAAAGUCCACCCAAGGGAUUCUGGGUUUUUGUGUGGGAAGCCCUUCAGGAUACAACACUCACGAUUCUUGUUGUUUGUGCCUUUAUAUCUCUAAUUGUUGGCAUAGCAAUGGAAGGAUGGCCUAAGGGUGCCCAUGAUGGACUUGGUAUUGUUGCAAGCAUCCUGUUGGUUGUAUUUGUUACUGCUACAAGUGAUUAUAAGCAAUCUUUACAAUUCAAGGAUUUGGAUAAGGAGAAGAAAAAGAUUACAGUUCAGGUCACUAGAAAUGGAUACAGGCAAAAGAUCUCAAUGUAUGACUUACUUGCUGGUGAUAUUGUUCACCUUGCUGUAGGAGAUCAGGUCCCAGCUGAUGGACUAUUCAUUUCAGGAUUUUCUUUGUUGAUAAAUGAAUCUUGUUUAACAGGAGAGUGUGAGCCAAUAAAUGUGACUGCUAAUAAUCCUUUUCUGCUAUCUGGAACUAAAGUUCAGGAUGGGUCAGGCAAAAUGCUUGUUACUACUGUUGGGAUGAGAACACAGUGGGGAAAACUGAUUGCUACUCUCAGUGAAGGGGGAGAUGACGAAACCCCACUGCAAGUUAAACUGAAUGGAGUGGCAACCAUUAUUGGGAAAAUAGGCUUGUUCUUUGCUGUCAUUACAUUUUCUGUUUUGGUUCAAGGCUUCUUUAGUCAUAAGCUGCAAGAAGGGUCCCACUGGAGUUGGUCGGGAGAGGAUGCCUUGGAAAUUCUGGAAUACUUUGCUAUUGCAGUUACAAUUGUUGUGGUUGCUGUUCCUGAGGGACUGCCUUUAGCUGUGACAUUGAGCCUUGCUUUUGCCAUGAAGAAGAUGAUGAAUGACAAGGCACUUGUUCGCCAUCUUUCUGCUUGUGAGACUAUGGGUUCUGCCACUAGUAUUUGCAGCGACAAGACAGGAACACUAACCACUAACCACAUGAGUGUUGUGAAAGCAUGCAUUUGUGGGAAAAUCGUGGAAAUUGAUAGCUUUGCAGAGACUUCAACAUUUUGCUCUAGGAUUUCUGAUCCUGCAUUGAGAGUACUAAUUCAGUCCAUAUUUAACAACACUGGAGGAGAGAUCAUUAAGAAUGAAGACAACAAAAUUGAAGUCCUGGGAACUCCCACUGAAACAGCUCUAUUAGAAUUUGGGCUGUUGCUUGGUGGGGAUUUUCAAGCUGAACGACAAGAAUCAAAACUUUUGAAAGUUGAGCCAUUCAAUUCUCUGAAGAAACGGAUGGGAGUAGUUUUAGAGCUUCCUGGAGGAGGUUUACGGGCCCACUGCAAAGGUGCUUCUGAAAUAAUUUUGGCUGCAUGUGACAGGUAUAUAGACUCUAACAGUAAGGUGGUUCCUCUGGACAAGGCAUCCUUCAAUCAUCACAAGGAUACAAUUGAACAAUUUGCCAAUGAAGCUCUACGAACCUUAUGCCUUGCUUAUAAGGAAUUGGGAAAUGAGUUUUCUGCUGAAAGUCCUAUUCCCUUUGAGGGGUAUACUUGUAUAGGAAUUGUAGGAAUUAAAGAUCCAGUUCGGCCAGGAGUCAAGGAAGCUGUUGCAAUCUGUAAGUCUGCAGGCAUCACGUUGCGGAUGGUUACAGGAGACAACAUAAACACUGCGAAGGCAAUUGCUAGGGAAUGUGGUAUCCUGACUGAUAAGGGCAUAGCUAUUGAAGGUCCAGAAUUUCGCAUGAAGAGUGAGGAGGAGUUGCAUGAGCUUAUUCCAAAAGUUCAGGUAAUGGCUCGAUCUUCACCAAUGGAUAAACAUGCCCUUGUGAAACACAUACGAACAACAUUUGAAGAAGUUGUUGCAGUCACUGGAGAUGGUACAAAUGAUGCUCCUGCACUUCAUGAAGCAGAUAUUGGGCUGGCUAUGGGCAUUGCUGGAACCGAGGUGGCUAAAGAGAGUGCUGAUGUCAUAAUUCUGGAUGACAACUUCUCUACAAUCGUAACUGUGGUCAAAUGGGGACGUUCGGUUUACAUAAAUAUUCAAAAAUUUGUUCAGUUUCAGCUGACAGUGAAUGUGGUUGCCUUAAUUGUCAACUUUUCUUCAGCUUGUUUGACAGGAAGUGCUCCCCUUACUGCUGUUCAGCUUCUGUGGGUCAACAUGAUAAUGGACACGCUAGGAGCGCUUGCACUAGCAACUGAACCUCCUAAUGAUGAAUUGAUGAAGCGACCACCAGUUGGAAGGAAAGGAAACUUCAUCAGUAAUGUUAUGUGGAGGAAUGUAUUGGGCCAGUCUUUUUAUCAGUUUGCCAUAAUAUGGUAUCUUCAAACAGAAGGAAAAAGAAUCUUCAACCUUGAUGGUCCCGAAUCUGAUCUGGUUCUUAACACACUCAUUUUUAACACUUUCGUCUUUUGUCAGGUAUUCAACGAGAUCAGCUCGAGAGAAAUGGAAAAGAUAAACGUCUUCAAAGGCAUGCUGAAUAGCUAUGUGUUUGUGGCCGUGAUUACAUGCACAGUCGUCUUCCAAAUUAUUAUUGUCGAAUUCUUAGGCAGCUUUGCAAACACUUGCCCCCUCAGUUUGCCGCAGUGGUUUUUCAGCAUUUCCCUGGGAUUCCUUGGCAUGCCCAUUGCUGCUGCCAUAAAGAUGAUCCCAGUGGGCUCAGCAUAAGCCCCAGGAGAAGAAGCAAAUAGGCACUUGCUUGCUGUUUUCCAUACCAUUUCUUAUACAUCAGAGGUGCAGCCUCGCAAAUUCUCUAGGGCUGAAGAUCUCCCUACAUUUGUUGCUGCUCAAGGUUCAGCUUUGCUGUAAACAUCUUUAGGCUUAUUCUUGAAAGUUUCUCUCAGGCAUUCUAACAGAAAACUAGAAGCUCCUUCUUGGUUACUCGUACAUUAGAAUGGUUAGAGAAGGGUCUGCUGCUCCCCCUGUUUUUAUUGUUUGAUGUUUCAUUUCAAUAGUAUUUUCUUUUUGUUACUAUUUGAGUCAUUGUGUAUGAAAAAUUAAGGUACCAAACAUUUAUUUUAUUUUAUUUAUCUACAAAGAUUAGACGUGUUCAUGUGUCGUU